AUGCUCUGGUUUACCCUCAUCAGUGUUGCUCUCGCCUACGUCUCGCGGCCCGACCUCGAUCCGCCCGCGCUCAACGUCACCGCUAAUGCCGGUGGUCUUGACGGGUACAUUUUUCUUGGCCCCUAUCUCGGCACCCUUGCUCAGCCCGGGGGUUAUAUUUACGAUUUCUCUGGUGAGUUAGUGUGGCUGGGCCACGGCAGAAUCAGUGGUUGGGCGGGGAACAUCCAGGUGACGGAGUACCAGGGCCAGACAGUGCUCCAGCUGGCCGACACCGUGUUUAAUGUUGCUGGGUUUGGUAGAGGCCACACCAAGCUCUUGAGUCAAAACUAUACCACGUUGACAGAGAUUUAUGCUGGCGAAGCUCACUUAGCUGACUUUCACGAGUUUAAGAUGGUAGGGAACGACUCGGCUGUGGUGACGAUGUACCAGCCGACUCCAGUGGACCUUAGCGUCAUUGGUGGACCCAGCAAAGGGUGGGUGUUCGAGCUGAUCUUCCGAGAAAUCGAUGUGAUUUCAGGGGACACCAAAUUUGAGUGGCGGGCAUUGGACCACGUGAGGCUUGAAGACACGUUGUGGCCGGUGAAAACUCGUGGUAACUCGUCGACAAACGCCUUUGACUAUUUCCAUAUCAACUCGGUGGAUAAGGACGGCGACGACUACGUGAUUUCGUCGCGGUACUACUCGACAGUCUACAAGAUUGAUGGUAAAACUGGUGAUAUCAUCUGGAGACUUGUGGGCAACCAGGUGAAGGUGAGACUGGACUUUGCUCACGACUUCCAAUUUGACAAGCAGCACGAUGCCCGUCUCCACAACGGCACUACUCUUACCAUUUUUGAUAAUGCCAUGAACAUUAGUGACGUCAGCACGGCCAAGAUUAUCUCCCUCGAUCAGAACAACCGCCAGGCGACCCUUGUGGCUCUGAUGGAGCUGCCGGACCAUUUGCACGUGUACUCGCAAGGCAAUAAUCAGCUUUUGGCCGACGGCGGUCUGUUUGUCAACUGGGGGUCGCUGGGGGCCAUCACCAAGUUUAAUCUGAACCACGAGGUGGUGUUCCACGCCACGUUGCCGGAAAAAGCGCAAAGUUACCGUGGGUUCCAAUUUGACUGGCAAGGGACGCUGCCCGAAGCGGUAGCCGUGGCUGUCGACGCUGGUAAAGUAUAUGUGCUGUGGAACGGUGAUACUCGGGUGACUACUUGGACCAUUACUAAAGACGACAAGCCGGUAGCCAGUGCUCCUCGCGAAGGGUUUGAGACAGUGCUUGAUCUUAACGUUCUGGGGACGUACAAGGUGGUGGGCUACGAUAAGGAAGGCCAGCAAGUUGGGGAGUCCUCUGAGUUUACCGUCAAUGAUGAUGAGGCUAAGGCGGAAGUUACCGAAACCGAUGGUUGCCCCUGUACUACUUUACGUCAGGUUCGCUAG
Diutina rugosa is the source of this 1419-nucleotide messenger RNA. Its product is annotated as arylsulfotransferase family protein. The transcript has a single exon. Lineage: Eukaryota; Fungi; Ascomycota; Pichiomycetes; Serinales; Debaryomycetaceae. Bases 1 to 1419 code for a protein of 472 amino acids. The record is from RefSeq and is a predicted model, not a curated record.